This is a messenger RNA of Dreissena polymorpha, 6114 nucleotides long. Its product is annotated as organic cation transporter protein-like. Gene Ontology annotation, molecular function: transmembrane transporter activity. Lineage: Eukaryota; Metazoa; Mollusca; Bivalvia; Myida; Dreissenidae. Gene Ontology annotation, biological process: transmembrane transport. Bases 544 to 2196 code for a protein of 550 amino acids. The transcript is spliced from 11 exons. The record is from RefSeq and is a predicted model, not a curated record. Gene Ontology annotation, cellular component: membrane.
CAAGAUGGACAUUUGACAGAGGAUCAUUUGCCCAAUGUCUAUUAAAGGAUACUCUAUGACUACGUACACCUUAUUCAUACAAACGUUUUCGUCCCGAUUUACUCUCUGUAAGAUUUGAGUUGAGACUUACUGAGCGCACAAACAAUCAUAGGUAAGCAGGUAUUGCAUGUCUGCGCAUAAUUGUAUUAUUAAGUAUUGGACGUGUACUUGUUAUUUUGUUAUUUAUCACGCAUUUAUUGUCUAAUUGCAAGACUACUGACUUGGCUUUUGUUUUCACGAACGGGAAUGAAAAGAGGCGUAUUUUUAUAUUUGUAAUUGUUGUGCCACGGAUUUACCCUUAGUCUGGAAUUAACGACAAAUACACAGACAGAACAGACAAAAUCUUUUUAUCAGUCACAGUGCUAACCUCCCCAAGGCUGAGAGAGACCAGGUCGAGAGUAGCAUAUACUCCGUGCUAGAAGUACAUAGAAAAAACACCGUAUCAGAUUACACAAACUCAGUAACAAGGCGAAGGAGAUAAGACAACGACGACGAUAAUUUACUAUGAAGUACGAUGCUAUUACUAUUGUUCUCGGAGAAUUCGGGAAGUAUCAGAAGAUCGUGUAUUUUCUCGUCUGCCUUCCCGUAAUCUCGAUCGGAAUACAAGUGCUUCUUUCUGUCUUCAGUCUUGCAAGUCCAUCCUACAGGUGCUCGUUACCAGGCUCCAGCAACGAUUCGUUUGCUGUUAGAGACAUACAUCAUGCUAUUCGUAUCAAUCAAUCGAUUCCAAUAAAAUACAAAGACGGAACCUCAUUUAUCUAUGAAAGUUGCAAAGUUUAUUCCACGAAUGAAAACACGACCUACAAUGAGUUCAAUGUGCCUAUCAACGCCAGUGUUGGGUCUUGUGACUCGUGGGUUUAUGACCAAUCAACGUUCCAGAAAACUGUAAUUACAGAGUUUGACUUAGUAUGCGGUCAGGAGCUGGCCAGAGCUAAUGCCAACAUGGCUACAAUGGCCGGGUUGCUAAUUGGAGCUUUUUCUGUUGGCGGCGUUGUGUCGGAUGUUUUUGGGCGCAAGAUGGGCAUCAUGAUUUCCUCGCUCUUCCAUGUGGUGGGUGCCUUUGGAUCCUCCUUCCCAACAACAUACAUAGUAUUCGUCAUAUUCAGGUUCCUAAUGGGUAUUUCAACCACCGGUCUGUUCGGUUCACUGUUUGUCCUUGGCAUGGAAUUGGUGGGUCCGUCUUACCGUGUUGCAGCAGGUAUCACUGUCGAGUUGUUCUGGUGUACCGGUCUGUUUGUCCUUUGUUUCGUCGCUUUCUUUGUGCGUUCUUGGAACUACCUUCAACUCGCCGUGGCCUGCCCAACGGUUCUGCUAUUCCUAUGCUAUUGGUUACCCGAGUCACCGCGAUGGCUUAUAUCCAAAGGCAGGUACAAGGAGGCAAGGGUCGUGCUACAAAAGUGUGCAAAGGUCAAUGGUGUGACCCUACCAGACGACAUCAUCGGCAACGAUACCAUGGAACAUCGGCGGUCUCAAAGCGUCUUGAAAAUAUUCACAGCACCAAAGCUGCUUGUCCGGACUCUGAUCAUCUAUCUAAACUGGAUAGUUGUGAACAUGGUUUACUACGGACUCAGUUUGAACGUUGGUAAUCUAAGCGGCGAUAUCUAUUUGAACUUCGCCAUCAACAGCUUGUGUGAGCUUGGUGCCUACGUCAUGUGUCUCCUGCUGCUCAACAGGGUAGGCCGGAAGUGGCUUCACUGCGGCUCAAUGAUCCUCGGCGGCGCUGCAUGUCUGUCAACUAUAUUCACAGUUCUUUACGCAAAUGAAAAUCAGCAUUGGAUCACUGUCAUGUUGCCCAACAUUGGUAAGUUUGGAAUAUCGGCCGCGUUCGCCAUCAUCUGGUUCUGGACGGCAGAAUUGUUCCCAACGGUGGUUAGAAGCUCUGGUGUAGGUUCGAGCAACAUGAUGGGAAGACUGGGCAGCAUGCUGUGUCCUUACAUCGUAGAAAUUGGUACGUUUAUAAAAGGGGAUUUCGGCAAAUCGUUACCGCUGAUAAUAUUCGGAAGCAUGGCUUUUAUCGCCGGCCUACUGUCGCUUCUACUUCCGGAAACCCGGGGUACAGUGCUUCCGGAGACCAUUGAGGAUGCGGAGAAUUUCGGUCGACAUAACAAGCCCGCUGUAACUGAGGUUGUUUUGCAAGUUGUUGAGACCGGACUUUGAAAGUGUUAACGAAAUCCCUUGCGACCAUCACCUAUUUAAGGAUUAAUUCAAAGGGAGAUUAUACGAUUUUGUCAAAUAUUUAUGAAAUUAUAUAAAAUGUGUUAAAAACUUAGUAUACAUAUCUUUUAAUAUAAAUUAAAAUAAAAAUUAAGGAGAACAUGUGUCGAAAAAUGCGAAAUGAGCCAGAUAUUUAAUUCUGAAAUCGAAAAUGUCUGUAUAGUCGAAUUCGCCAGCAUGUAUAUCAUGCAUGUACGAUGUGAAUCUAAAUUUAGUUUUGUGCAGAUUCAUUCAUACUUCACAAAGACACAAUUUUGUUUUACGGAUCAUUUUAAUUUCCUGCAACGAUAUCUAUUCAAACGACACACGAACACUAACUCCGUUCCUAAUAAAAAGACGAAUGCUUCAAUGGGGCGUAGCUGCUAUUAGGCACAGCGGGCCCGGGCCAACAUUUUUUUGACGCGAAUUUUUAUAAAUUUCCAUCACGGUAAGUUGUUUAAUGACGUCAUAAUCUUCAUCAUCAUGACGCAGUCAAAGCAGUCAGUCUAUAGUACUGACAAUGUAGAUGUAAUAAAACAUGUACGUAGUAUUGCAAUUAAACGUAUUUGAUUGAGAUCCGGGCCUACAGCUCAGAAAAUGCUAGCUACGCCCCUGGCUUCGGUUAUUGUAGGAAAAUAUGUACGAAAUAUCUUCGUCACAGUCGGCUCGGGGCAAUAAUUUGUCUUUGCUGCAUUUUAUGAAAUUCGUCUUCAAUGUAUAAAUUUUCUUGCCUAUUUUGUGUUAUUGUAACAUAUUUUUAUCAAUAUAUUACAAUUUAACACAUUAAAAUCGUAUAAACUCCUUUUAAGACCAUACGCGACGAGAACGCGACAAUACUAUAUGCUAGCACGACAGUAUGAUGGCGAUAACGCAGCAGUGCGAUAAUAAUAACGUGACAGUACACUAACGAAGCAUCAAUACCACGAUAGUAAGAUGAUGAUUAUGCGAUACAUUUUCGUGUGAUUAUUAUCUUACUGUUGUAUUGUCGAGAAAUCGUCAUCAUUCUGUCAUGUUGACGUGUUAUCACUACUGUAUUUUUGCGUUUUCGUCAUCAAACUGACCCGUGAUGGUCAACGUACUGUCGUGUUAACAUCAUGGUAGUUUUGCCUUCCGUAGCCAAUGCACAGAGAAAUUUGUUCGCGCCACAGAUGCCCACAGAUGUAUGAGUAUGAUUACUCUUAAUUAAUGAAUUGGUACCAGGUUAAUAUCUAGUGUUAUGUAAAGAAUGUGAAAUUUUUGUGAGCAGUAUUAGUACAUUUUAGGAGCAUGUUUAAAUGUAUCUGCGUUUUCAUAUUGUGACUGUGACUGUUUGCAGUAAACACUUCGUGUAAGCCGAUACCGGUUCUUACAAUGUGUAUGUGUGAAUUGUUUCUGCUCGGAUCAAGACGGCUCAAACUCAUAACGGCCUUUCUUAUUUUGUCUAUUGGUAGUGCCAGUGGCAGCUCUACAAAUUACGUUUGAAAUUCACGCCAAAUUGAUUGUAAUCCAACAUCUCGCCGGAAUAUUUAAUUCUUAUCACAAUUUCUACGCAUCAAUUAGAAAAUAUUACACGUCUGAAACAUGCUAAAAGUAGCUAUAAUAAAAAGAAUUAUUAAAUCAUUAAAUAAAAAAAGUUUGCUUCCGGGUUAAUACUGUGAAAUAAAUAUUUAAGUUUUGUCAGUAAAAUGAAAUUGAUGUCAAUUUGCAAAAGAACGACACUUGGUGAUCAACUUCGGUUUUUAGUUUAAAUACUUUUUUUAUCUGAAUUUGUUCAGCCUGUAUCAUGUAAACAUUAUCUGCUUUAUUUAAAAGUGAAAUAAAAAUACACCGAUGUUAAACAUAAGGUGAUAUUUUUUCUCGUACAAAAUAUACAUGCGUUUUAUAUUGAAUGUGUGGUAACGUACGAGCAGUGAUUGUGAAUUAUUCGUUAAGUUAUACAUUUCGUAUACUCCAUGUAUACCCGAGUGAAAGGCGCUUUAAUAUGAGCUUCCCACAAAUAGCCAAGCACGCAGAGAUAUAAGCCCGUAUAUAAAUAGUAUUCAAGAUCAUCUCUCAAUAAUACAGAGUUUAAACGUCUCCGUGAUGGUUAUUCCAGAUUUCAGUCAGACCAUGUUGGCGGGCUUCAAGUCAAUCACACAGCUCAUUACACAUUUUAAUUAUUCUUGAUUAUCUUACGUAAAACAGCGAAAUCAGUGAAUAUUUUCUGCAAUGUAUUAAAGCAUCUUUCAAAAAGACACCUUUAUUCGCUCGUUAAUACCCGUUCGAAGCAAUCACGCAAUCUUCAUGUGUUGAUAUAUAAAUUAAAAUAUUUGCAAUUAUGACAAAAAGCAUCAAAAAAGAAGAAGAAAGUAGAUCUAAUUUUGGUAACCAAUCCUUUUUGUUGAAUACUUCAUUUCUUCCACAAUUAAUGUUUUGUUAACUCAUAUAAGUAGACUACACAUAGUUAAUCCGUAAUUGUAUGGUCGGUGUUGUUAACGAUCGUUAGUUAUUUAAUCUUAUUAUCAGCCCUCGUUGUUACCAUAGUAUCCCUUUAUCAUAUUUCUCUAAAUUAUUUUAUACCUUUACAAAAAAGCCGGCCGCCAAGGAAAUCUAUCCCUUCACACAGAACAAAAUUCGUUUUUCAAAUUCAUAUAUUUAGUCCGCCAUCAUCAAGUUUAAGAAAACUCUACUACCCAGUUUAAUUCAAUAAAAAUGCGACAAACCUCUUUCUAUCAAUUGUUUUGAUUUCUUUAAGAAAAAAGUGUUCGGAAAUCCUUAGGAAACAUAUUUUUUUUUAAAUUAAUCUUUGCAUUUGUUAAAAACUGAAGUCUCCGAAAUGAAGUUAUACUUUCGGAUUAUAUCUUACAGCAAUAUAAUGUGCAGUCAGCUGAGCCACACAUGGUCACGUAAAGCUCUUAAUAUGUCAUAUUGUUUCGUUUCAUAAGUUAAACAAUUGCCGCGUUUUUCAAUAAUUGUAUUGGUGUAAAACGCUUUUAUCUUCCACGACUUAUGGAGUUAGCUUGUACUCUUUCAUAUAAAUUAGGCUUGCUUUAUUUCCGGUCAAUCCAACAGCCCGAAAAAAACAUUCGGUACUUUUGUUUUUAUUCAAUUGAUUACGCAAUUAAUGACGUAUCUCGUGUGGCGUUAUUUCUGUGUCGAAACCAAUCAGUGUAUAGAGAAUACAUGGUAAAGCUCGCCCUAUUUUCUUUUUAUAAGCCUCACCUGAUAAACUUUCUCCAUCUCGGUACCAACCAUAUAUUCUAUUUAUCCUAUUUCAUGCCGUUGACACCUUUUAUCAAAGACAAAUGAUAAAUUGACAUAACAAUAUAAUUAUUCUUGUUUGUAUGUGUAGUUAUCAUACCUUUCCAGUCUCUAUAACCCUAAGAGCGUGAGUACUUUUGUUUUUGCCUAAUUUGUGUGCAUGUAUUUGCUGCUUUUUAUGUCUUAACUAUGAAAUAUAUUCUAAUGUUUGUUAUGCACUUGUGAGGAAGUUGCUGAUCAGUUCUUUCCAAAUCUGAUUUGGGGGAUAUAUGUUUUUUAGAAUUGUCUUAUUUGUCGCACUUUUGUGCUUAUUUUCCUAUUCAGUUUCUUAUUUAUUUUGUUUUAUUGCAGUUUUUAGACCUAGGUCAAGAUCAGCAACUUCAACACAAAUUUUAAUUUAAUGUAUUAUUUCUGCCAAUUGUAUUUGUGAUGUUUGUAGUCUGCCAGUUAUUUAAAUUUUGCCUCUGCAUGAAUAUAUUUGUUUUAAAUACCUCAUGUCUUAAAAGUCUAUAGGAUUGAUUAUGUAUCAUUUAAUGCUGAUGUUUGUUUUAAAUAUGCAUGUUAUUUAUUGCUAUUAUUGUAAAUGUCGGUUAAUAGCUAUUCAUAGCUAAUGUUUCUUUGUUACACAUGUACCGACUUAAAAUAAAAUUUGAUUUGAUUUGA